UGGAGCAGAUUAUAUAAAGAGCAUCUCUGUCACCUCAACUUCAAUAUUGGAAGAGAUAAGUUUUAGCGCGCGAUAGUUUUCGUUCACUUUCAAGUUAUUCAGUUAUCAUCCAUUAUUUUCUAAGCCUUGUUAUUUUUCGGUCAUGCGAGCUAUGCUCUCAGCGUUUUGUGUGGCGGGAGUUCUCGCCACUGUUGUGUCCAGUAGUCCUUUAUCCAGAGAAAAAAGGUACGCUGGAGCCUUCUCUUCUGCUGGCUUCCCUUUCGGAGUUGGAGGAAUGGCAUACGCCGGUCCUAGAAUGGGCUCUUUCGGGGGUUUUGGAAACAACAACCCAACUGGUGCGCAAGUGUUCAAUCCUUUCGACAUGUUCCGGCAAGAUGGUUUUUUCAAUCUAAUGCCCAUGCCAUUCGUAGUGCCUGUGCCAAUACCAUCGUUUCCAGUUUUUAAGAAUUGGUACGAAGGAGAAAACGUAUGCAAGGAAGAAAAGAUUCUGAAUACUCAGAUGCCAGAUGAUGUCAUCCCAGAUGAUUGGAAGGACGACAUGCCGAAUAUAAACACUGAUUUCAGUCAUGAACAAGAAACCUGCAAAGGAACCGACAAGAAAUAUGUCUGUGUGAAAAGAGUAAUGGGCAAUAACGGAGAAGCACAGAUAAAAGCCACCAAAUAUGAAUGUUGUCACGGAUUUGUUCGAGACCCUACUGGCAAUCCUGGUUGCAUCGAAAUCGAUUUGAAAAAUUUACUUCCUACUCUCAGAAACAUGGGAGCAUUGAAGUUGGUAAGCUUGGUGGAAAAAGCGGGGAUGGUAGAGUCUCUGCACUCCUUCAACUACACCAUACUUUGUCCAGAGAACGAAGCUUUAGAAAGUAUUGUUGAUGAGGACAGUCCAGCUGAAAAUGAGAUUGGAAUUAAAUUUGAACGCCAUCGAAUGAAGAAAAAAAGAAUGUUCCACAAUCUGCUAACAAACCACUUAAUUCCUGGAUUUUACAAAAUAGACGAUUUCAGUGAUGGUCAAGUCCUAACGGCUGAAAACCCCAAUUCAAAGAUAAGAAUCAAUAUUUAUUAUACUCCAGAAAAGAUAGUGACUGCAAAUUGUGUCCCCAUUCUCUCUGGUGACUACUUCGCAAGGAAUGGCAUCAUCCACACUAUUGAGAAAGUGCUACCUGUUCCCACUCGGACCGUCGCAGACAUCAUAGCCGGCGAUGUGCAGUUUUCGGUUUUAAAACGGAUGCUAAGUCGAGCCGGAUUGGUUCAGGCGCUGAGAAAUCCUAACAAAACUUUUACGAUUUUCGCCCCCACUGAUUCAGCUUUUUCUCAUCCAUACUUGGAACGAGAAACGAAUGCAAACGAAAAAUGCACAGUUAGUGUUAUGAAGCAUCAUAUCAUAGAUCACACGAUUUGUUCCUCUGCUAUUCCUCAGUUUGCCAAAAGUCUGAACAUGAUUGGAGAAUUGCUGAGUCUUUCAAGAGACGAAUAUAAUAAACUCUACGUGGAUGAUGUCCAAAUUGUCGUCAAAGAUUUGGUGGCGACGAAUGGUGUUGUGCAUAUCAUAGAUGGAGUUCUGUCUACGAGACAAGCUAAGAGUGCAAGCGAAGUAUUAGAAGAAUACGGCUUAAAUGAAUUUCUUUCCUUGCUGGAGGCAGCGAAUUUGAAAAAAUUGUAUGACUCUUUUGAAAAUGUUACAUUCUUCAUUCCUUCCAACGAAGCAAUUAGGGCCGUACCAGAAGGACUUCUAGAAUCAUUGAUGAGCAACAUCAAUUCUUUGUUUUCUGUUUUGCUAUAUCACGUGGGGGAAGGAACAGCUCAGAUUAAAAUGCCAGAACAAAUCUUCAGUUCAAAAUUGCAGAACACAUCCAUUAAAGUACAAGUCCAUUCUUCUUUCCCUCAUGCUGCUCCUCAAGUAUUAGUUCAGUGUGCUUUAGUUUUGAGUCCUGGGAAUAAAAUGUGUGGUGGUAAUCUUCAUGUAAUUAACAAAUUGCUUCUCCCUCCUAAAUUAUCCAUCGUGGAAGUCCUCGAAACUCUAGAAGAGUUUUCGACCCUCGUUCUUUUGUUGAGAGCAACUGGUUUGGAGAGACGGUUGAAGAACCCUGAUAGCCAGCAUACCUUAUUAGCUCCCACCGACGAUGCCUUCCACCAGAUGGGCCAAGAAACUCUCUUCAGGAUUCUGGAAGAUUUAGAACUGGCCACUGAUCUGGUCAGGAUGCACAUAUUAUCCGGUUCUGCCUGUUGCUCUCAACUUAAAGGAGACCUGCUUGCUGGCCGCCAGCAAAUAAGGGCUGUGGAUGGAUCGCUGCUUAAACUGGAUCACCACAGGGCUGGUGUGAUGAGAAUAGGUGGCGCUCACAUCGUCGACUGUGACAUCAUGGCUUCCAAUGGAGUUAUCCACAUGGUGGACGCCAUUGUUCGUCAAGAAGACUUGGUCAUGAGAACUGGAGGACAUCAUGACAGUUUUCUAAUUAGGUUAUGAAACUAGCCAAGAAUACUAAAUAUCUACUCGAUAGUUCGUUCGCAUGUCAGUUAUGAAUUUUUUUACGUAUAAUAACUGCAUAUGUGUGAAUGAAGAAAUCCAAAAUACCUCAGAAAGACUGAAAGACUUUUACAUUGAAGAAAAAAGAAACUAAAUAAACAAACAUUACAUGUAUAAAUAUCUUGAAAUCUUAUUUAUGG
Molecule: messenger RNA, 2661 nt
Organism: Argiope bruennichi
Lineage: Eukaryota; Metazoa; Arthropoda; Arachnida; Araneae; Araneidae
Product: transforming growth factor-beta-induced protein ig-h3-like
Exons: 14
Coding region: 143-2461 (772 amino acids)
Biological process (GO): cell adhesion; extracellular matrix organization
Cellular component (GO): extracellular matrix
Molecular function (GO): cell adhesion molecule binding
Source: RefSeq, a predicted model, not a curated record